This is a messenger RNA of Cavenderia fasciculata, 1539 nucleotides long. RefSeq names its product putative actin binding protein. The record is from RefSeq and is a predicted model, not a curated record. Gene Ontology annotation, molecular function: actin filament binding. The coding region runs from base 1 to 1539 and encodes 512 amino acids. The transcript has a single exon. Lineage: Eukaryota; Evosea; Eumycetozoa; Acytosteliales; Cavenderiaceae. Gene Ontology annotation, biological process: regulation of actin filament polymerization. Gene Ontology annotation, cellular component: actin filament; site of polarized growth; cortical actin cytoskeleton.
AUGUCAGUACAAUUUAUUAAUGAAAGUGAAAUCAAAUCAGCAAUUGCUGAUGUUAGAACCGACAAGACUCCAACCGACUGGGUAUUGUUGUCAUUUGAAGACAACAAAUCGAAAAAGAUAAAGUUGGCUGGUAGCGGUAGUGGAGGUGUUGCCGAGUUGGUGCAACACUUGGAAGACACGACUGUUGGAUGGGGUUUGGUUCGCAAGAUUGACCGUAUCGACGAGAGUGAGACUGUCAAGUUUGCAUUCAUCAGCUUUAUUGGUGAAAAGGUUGGUAUCAUGCAAAAGGCUUUUGUCUCGAUUGCCACUGGCUCGAUCAAGCCAUUGAUCGCUCCAUACCAAUCCGACUUUAACAUUACCAACCCAUCUGAAAUCUCGGACGAGGUUGUGCUCCAAAAGAUCAGAGAGACCUCGGGAUCGGGCUCGCGUGUUUUGGACGAGAGUGGUCAAAAGCUUGGUGCUGCCGGCAGCGGCUCGACCAACUCUCCCUCUGGCGCACGUCGUUCGUUUAUCGGAUCUGCUCCAUCAUCGGCCGGAAAGGAUGCGGUUGCCUUGGGUGACGAGCCAGCUAUCCGCGCUGCAUUGAAGGAGUUCCGUGCCGACAAUAGUGGUAUCAACUGGGUACUCUUUGGGUACGAGGGUGGCAAUAGCAACACUAUUGUGUUGUUGGGCAGUGGGUCGGGCGGACCAACCGAGCUCAUCUCGCACCUCGACGACAGCACCGUCGGCUACGGUCUUGUCCGUGUCGUUGAAAAGAUUGAUAAUAGCAACACUGUCAAAUUUGCCUUUAUCCAAUGGACCGGCGACAAUAUCCCACGUAUGCUCCGUGCUCGUCUCGGCACACACUCUGGCGUCGUCAAGCAGCUCGUCACACCCUACCACGUCGACAUCAAGGCGUCUUCCAAGUCUGAAAUCUCAGAGGAUAUCAUUGUCGACACGAUCACCAAAAACUCGGGCACCCAAUCGCGUGUCCUCGCCGACCAACCCCGUUCGACCACCUCGGCCUCGACCGGCGGCGGUUUCAGACAAUUUGGCAGCUCCGUCUCGGGCACCUCGUCGGGUGGCAGUUACAAGGGUCCCUCGUCGGUCCCCACCUCGACCGGCGCCCCCGUCAAGGUUGACGACGAAGUUCGUGCCGCCAUCAAGGACGUCCGUAACGACCAAACCGCCACCACCUGGGCGUUGAUUGGGUACAAGCCCGACAACUCGACCCUCACCGUCAUCGCCACCGGCAGCGGGUCCGUCGACGAGUUGGCUCCCCAUCUCUCCUCUUCCAUCGUUGCCUAUGGUCUCGUCAGAGAGGUUGAAAGAUUCGAUCUUAGUGACACUGUUAAAUUUGUAUUUUUAAAUUUCGUCGGUGAAGAUAUCCCACGUAUGUUCCGUGCCAAGCUUGGCACCCACUCUGGUGUCGUCAAGGAAACCUUUGCUCCAUUCCACGUUGAUUUCCAAGCCUCCCAAGCCUCCGAAGUCACUGCCGACUCUGUCACCAAAACCAUCUCUUCCAAUUCUGGUACCAGUUCAAGAGUUAUUAACAAAUAA